Polistes dominula (European paper wasp) is the source of this 934-nucleotide messenger RNA. RefSeq lists its product as uncharacterized. Lineage: Eukaryota; Metazoa; Arthropoda; Insecta; Hymenoptera; Vespidae. The record is from RefSeq and is a predicted model, not a curated record.
UUUGGUAUAAACAAUCGAAUCGAAAAUGAUUAAUAUUAGGAUAAAUUGUAGGAUCACUUUAACUGAAAACAUUUUAACGCUAUGAAGAAUAUUUCAAGACUGUGAUGAGAAUUUUCGUUCUCCGUUGUAACGGGUGUUCAAAAAUAAUUAUCCUGAGCGUUUUAAUUGUCGUACUAGUUCGCUCUGUUGACCAAGCAUUUACAAAAAGAAAAAAGAAAAAAAAGAAAAGAAUAACAGAAUGACAAAGUAACAACAACCCGGUUUUCACAGUUUCGAUUUGACCACGGUACACGAUGAUUUCUAAUAGAAUUUUUAUUUAUUUCCUAAUUAUUUUAUGGAAUUUUCAAUGUGUAAAUUUGUAUGAUAUUUAUCAAGAUGAAAUUGAAAGUUUGAGCGAGUUGCCUAUGGAUAAAUUGAUCAAAAUCAAAUCAUCGAUUAAACCAAUGUUGGAAACAUCGAUGAUGGUUAAGAAAUUUGAUCAACCGGAAGGAAGAAUAAAAUCGACAUUACCAAUAGCAAUGCCGUUGAAAAGAAAUUACAAAUUACCCAAAAGACGUGGCGAUCAUUACGAGGAAAAAGGGAAGGACACUAAAAUAUCAAAAAUAUUUCAAUUAGCUGUAACGGCACUUUCGUUCUUGGCAUUUGGCGGAUAUCUUUUGACAUUGAUCAUAACCGCGAUUAGAAGAAAUUCUAACGCGGCUAAUACUGGAAAUGUAAUCGUAUUGUCGAAUUUGCAAACUUCACAAAACAAUCAACGAUUCAAGAGAAACCUAUUGAUUUACGAUCCUGUGGAAAAUCAUUUUCAAACUGACAAACUUUAUCAUGGAAUGAUCAUGUUGUCGCGUACUUGCGCGCGUUUCGAACGUUAAACGAAAAAAAAAAACAAGAAAAUCAUUUUUUUUUUUCAUGUAUAAUAUUUUUUCUUCACGUCGUA